Molecule: messenger RNA, 816 nt
Organism: Ogataea parapolymorpha DL-1
Lineage: Eukaryota; Fungi; Ascomycota; Pichiomycetes; Pichiales; Pichiaceae
Exons: 1
Coding region: 1-816 (271 amino acids)
Source: RefSeq, a predicted model, not a curated record
AUGGUACUAAAGACUAUAUACAUUGUUAGACACGGGUACCGUGAAAACUGGCUUCCAGAAGACCAGCAGCGCGACAGUCCGCUAGGAGACAACGAAAGCGACCCUUUGCUUGCUCCUCAUGGCGUGGAACAGGCCCACGAACUGGCCGACUAUAUAUCCGACAAACUGGAGCCUAAACCUGAAUUAAUAUUCUCGAGUCCUUUUUACAGAUGUAUUGAGACAAUUGAGCCGACGGCGAAAAAGCUGGGACUGAAAAUAUACCUAGACCGCGGGCUUGGGGAAUGGUACAGACGCAGCAGGUCCCACAUCCCAGAGCCUGCGACAAUCGACGUGCUGUCGCAAUAUUUUGCAGCUCUGUCGGACGAGUGGCUUCCAGAAACGGUUGUUCCUUCGUUGGAGGGGGAGGAAGAGGACGAGCUUUUGGAGAGAUGCAGGCUGUUCUGGGAGAAGUUCAUACCGAAGGUCGAGUCGUUGUAUCCGCAAGUCACCUCUGUGAUCCUUGUCACCCAUGCUGCUUUGAAGAUCGCUCUUGGAAUGUCGCUCAUGGGAUACCAAAAUACAAGGGAGUUUUUGAGAGUUGAGCACGGUGGAGAUGGCGUGAGCACCAGGAUACAGGCCAGCACAUGCUCGCUAGACCGCUACGAGAAAAACACUAAUGGCUGGGUUAUGACAAUGAACGGUAAUACAGAGUUUCUUAGCGCAGGUCCGGAGAUGAACUGGCACUUUGCUACCGCACAGUUCGAGGCUGGAAGCAAGGAGGAUAUUGAGGCACGAAAAAAAGCUGCCCAAGUAGCCAAUGCGAGGCCUUGCACAUGA